AGACACUGUUCUGUUACCAUCUCCAGCUUCCUCUCCUUGUCUAUAGCCCACACCUCCCUCCCCAUUCCGCCCGAUAUUCUCUCUCCCUCCCUUCUCCGGUGAAAUUUCCUCUCGUGCUUCUGUAUCCGCCGGAGACGAGUCAGUUACCGAUCGUCUCAGUAUGAGCACCGGCGGCCUUCUCAGUAUCGAACCUCAAGAUCUGCAGUUCCCAUUUGAAUUGAAGAAGCAGAUCUCCAGUUCGCUGCAGCUAUCGAACAAGACCGACAGCUAUGUGGCUUUCAAGGUCAAGACAACGAAUCCCAAGAAGUACUGUGUGAGGCCUAAUACUGGGAUUGUGCCGCCUCGGUCUGCUUGUGAUGUUAUAGUUACAAUGCAAGCACAAAGGGAGAUGCCUCUUGAAUUGCAGUGCAAGGACAAGUUCCUAUUACAGAGUGUUGUGGCAAGUCCUGGGGCAACAGCAAAGGAUGUAUCUGCAGAGAUGUUCAAUAAGGAGGCAGGGCAUCUUGUGGAAGAGAGCAAGUUGAGGGUUGUAUAUGUUGCUCCUCCGGGACCACCAUCCCCAGUUCAUGAAGGGUCCGAGGAAGGUGAAGAGCCUAGGGUGUCUCUGUCUGACAGCGGAAGUGUGCAAAUGCCCGAGCAAUCAAUGGUUUCUAGAACCGAGUUUGCUCAGAGACUUGAGCCUCGGGAUAACUCCUCAGAGGGAAAUGCUCGUAUCUCCAAGCUAACCAAUGAGAAAGAUUCUCUUACCAAGGAAAAUAGGCAGCUAAUGAGAGAACUGGAGCUACUGAGGCAACAAACUAGCAGAAAUCGUGGAGGCAUCCCAGUUACAUAUGUGAUUCUUGUAGCCCUUGUAGGCCUAAUUUUGGGGUAUGUGUUGAAAAGGGCAUGAGUUGGAGAGAUCCCUGGCAAAUAUUCCUCUUUGAUCCUCUUGCUGGAAGAAAAAAGAAAACAGUCAAGAGUGGUAGCAUUUCAAACAUGCAUCAGAUGGGUUGAACUGUUUUGUGCUGACCAGGAGGAGGAGGAGGAUGACUAUGUAAAUGUGUGACUGGGCAUCGGAAAACGCACAGCCAAGUCACUGGCUAAACAUGGUCCUGCAAAGUCUCCAAGUUGCAAGCAAAGCCACCCAGCCAGCACUGAGCAUCUUCCCUGUGUGCAAGUUUCCUCCUAAAUGAGUAGCCAAAGAACCAAUGGUCCCUUGUCCCACUACCGGUUGAGCAGAAAUACCAAGAAGCAGACGCAUGGCUGUCCAAACUGAAACGUAAAGGUAAUGUACAUAUUUAUGGCGACCAUGAACUGGAGCCGCAAGCCGUGAACAUCAAGACGUCCAGGGACAUUUUUGCUUUCACUGGACUCAAGCCAGUUCACAGUCGUAAGACCGCGAACCCAAGCUGCAGACAGUGAAAUGGAUUAUUGAGACGACGCGUUUUGGCCUGAGAUCACGGUCCACGCCUUGAGUUCACGGUCAUGAACUGGGACCGUGAUGUGAGCUCGACCUGGGUAUAAAAGAGGGUUUGAGCUGAAGGAGAAAAGGGGGGAGACCUAGUGUGAUAAACUUCUUCUUCUUCUUCUUCUUCAUCAUCUUCUUCUUCUUCUUCUU
Messenger RNA from Linum tenue, 1597 nucleotides. Lineage: Eukaryota; Viridiplantae; Streptophyta; Magnoliopsida; Malpighiales; Linaceae. The record is from the annotation of a GenBank genome assembly.